AUGCUAUCUAGGAAAUAAAUAAAAUUUAUCUAAUUCAACCAAAUCAUUUAUCCAAUAUAUUUUAUUUUAGUUUAUAAAUACCAUUAUAAAAAAUGGGAUAAAAAAGUACUGAUUUUAAAAUUCCAUCCAUCUCAUACUAUAAUUGUAACUUAAAAUAAGCUAUUUUCUUAAUUAGAUUAAUAAGAUAAAUUGAGAGUAUAUAAAGAAUAUGAUUAUCAAAUUGAUAAAUUUUGAAUUAUGUUCUUUAGAAAUAGAUUUGAAUACUUUUUACAAGGCAAGUGAAAUUUAAUUAUAAAACAACUUCCUAUAGAAUAUAUAUUUAUAUUAUUGA
Messenger RNA from Paramecium primaurelia, 331 nucleotides. NCBI's taxonomy places the organism in Eukaryota, Ciliophora, Oligohymenophorea, Peniculida, Parameciidae. The record is from the annotation of a GenBank genome assembly.